Molecule: messenger RNA, 411 nt
Organism: Parnassius apollo (apollo)
Lineage: Eukaryota; Metazoa; Arthropoda; Insecta; Lepidoptera; Papilionidae
Source: the annotation of a GenBank genome assembly
AUGCUGGUUUCCUAUUUGGAAGCCAGCCGGGACCUUUGCGAGGACUCAAUUUUUUUUGGCGCCGCACUGGCACUCUGCCGUAUUAUAGGCGCCAAACUUUCCACGGCUGGACGCGCUACUGGACAAAGUAGUGCUAUCCUAGCCUGGAGAAUAAGAAUUGAAGAACGUAUUCCAAAGGCUAGGGCCCUCAUCGGCAGACUGAUAUGCUUCAGGCCAGGCAAUACCAGGCCAAGGAUUGUGCGCACCGUCAGGAUGGCAUUUGCGGAGACGGAGACGGAGCGCAUAGACGACCUGAAGCAAAGAAUCGCUGCUUGGGAAAAGCGGAUUCGGCGAUAUACCAAGAGGUCGACACGGUUCAAUCAAAAUCAUCUCUUCCAGAGUGAUCAGAAGAUGCUCUUUAAAUCAUUGUAG